Molecule: messenger RNA, 249 nt
Organism: Plasmodium gonderi
Lineage: Eukaryota; Apicomplexa; Aconoidasida; Haemosporida; Plasmodiidae
Exons: 3
Coding region: 1-249 (82 amino acids)
Source: RefSeq, a predicted model, not a curated record
AUGGAUAAUCAACCAAGCAUGGAAGACGCCCAAAAUGCCUUAGGGAUGAUGAUAUAUCAAAUAUUGAACAAUCAAGUGAGAAAAACAUGCUUUGAAAAAUGUUUUGGUCAGAAAUUUUCGGAACAGAUGGGGAAGAAUGAGCAAAUCUGUUUAGCCAAGUGCAUGGACAGAAUGUACGAAGCUCACACUAUUGUAACGAAGGCAUCUACAGAAAUGGCACAAAAUUUAAACAUUGACUCAAAUUAUUAA